AACUACAGUAUUUCAUUCAGAUUGACAUUUUGCAUCUGUAAUGACUUGUGCUCACCAGUCCUGACUGGAGGUCCUAUUUCUGGAACGUACCGUUUGAAGCAGUUUCAUUUCCACUGGGGAGCGAGUAAUGACAGAGGCUCCGAACACACCGUCAACGGCAUCAGGUCCCCCUGUGAGCUUCACCUGGUGCACUGGAACACUAAGUACCCCAGCUUUGGAGAGGCAGCCAGCCAGCCUGAUGGCCUUGCAGUGGUGGGGGUUUUCCUCAAGAUCGGUGCCGCCAACCCCCGGCUUCAGAAGGUUCUGGAUGCCUUUGACAGCAUUAAGACCAAGGGGAAGCAGACCGUCUUUGCUAACUUUGACCCAAAGACCCUCCUGCCUGAUUCUCUGGACUUCUGGACCUAUGACGGCUCUCUGACCACGCCCCCUCUGUUGGAGAGCGUCAGCUGGAUCGUCCUCAAGGAGCCAAUCAGUGUCAGCCGUACAUGAACCAAAACAGAGGUU
Molecule: messenger RNA, 504 nt
Organism: Notothenia coriiceps (black rockcod)
Lineage: Eukaryota; Metazoa; Chordata; Actinopteri; Perciformes; Nototheniidae
Product: carbonic anhydrase-like
Biological process (GO): carbon dioxide transport; regulation of pH
Cellular component (GO): cytoplasm
Molecular function (GO): carbonate dehydratase activity; zinc ion binding
Source: RefSeq, a predicted model, not a curated record